Messenger RNA from Didymosphaeria variabile, 825 nucleotides. RefSeq lists its product as uncharacterized. NCBI's taxonomy places the organism in Eukaryota, Fungi, Ascomycota, Dothideomycetes, Pleosporales, Didymosphaeriaceae. Gene Ontology annotation, cellular component: mitochondrion. Gene Ontology annotation, molecular function: enoyl-CoA hydratase activity. The coding region runs from base 1 to 825 and encodes 274 amino acids. Gene Ontology annotation, biological process: fatty acid beta-oxidation. The transcript has 2 exons. The record is from RefSeq and is a predicted model, not a curated record.
AUGCCCGACUGGAUAGAGUCACCGCAUCCGCAUAUCCAGCAUUCCUUGAUCACAUUCCCAGCAAAACACAUUCUCCAAGUCACCAUCAACCGCCCAGAAGCCCGCAAUUGCCUCCCAGUAGAGGGCACUAUCGAGCUCGGCGCACUGUGGAAAUGGUACGAUGCAGAGCCCGAGUUACGGGUAGCUGUCUUUACAGGCGCAGGCGACAAGGCAUUCUGCGCGGGCAUGGACUUGAAGCAGAGAUUCGACAUCCUAGAUACAGGUGAUAUCGCGCAUGACUAUCCGCCGGGGCAAUUUGCUGGAAUGAGCAACCGCGCGGGAAAGAAGCCCAUUAUCGUUGCGUGUAAUGGGCAUGCACAUGGCGGAGGCUUUGAAGCCAUCCUGAACGCAGACGUAAUAUUCGCUUCGCCAAACGCUACCUUUGCCCUUCCCGAGGUCCUACGCGGUGUCUCAGCACUUGCUGGUGCUCUGCCACGCGCCUUCCUUCUCUUCGGUAACCACCGCGCCAUGGACCUCAUCCUCACCGGCCGCCGGCUCUCUGUGGAGGAGGCGCAUGCUUGGGGUCUAGUCAAAGAAAUUGUGCCGCAAGAACAACUGUUAGAGAAGACAAUAGAGUACGCAAAGCUUAUCGCGAGCUUAAGUCCUGAUAGCGUUAUUAUCUCCAGGAUGGCGGCAAGGGAGGCAUGGGAGACGGGCGUUAGUCGCGCGACGAUGAGAGGGCAGGAGUUGUGGGCGGAGAACAUGCUGAGGAGCGAGAAUGCGAGAGAAGGACUGCAGGCAUAUAAGGAGAAGAGAGAACCGAGGUGGAAGAGAAGUCAUCUGUGA